Molecule: messenger RNA, 1692 nt
Organism: Medicago truncatula (barrel medic)
Lineage: Eukaryota; Viridiplantae; Streptophyta; Magnoliopsida; Fabales; Fabaceae
Product: receptor-like protein EIX2
Exons: 1
Coding region: 1-1692 (563 amino acids)
Molecular function (GO): protein binding
Source: RefSeq, a predicted model, not a curated record
AUGUCAUCUCUAUUAGAGUUGCAUUUGUCCUUUUGCAGUCUUGCUUCACUCCCUCCAGCUUCACCAUUUCUAAAUAUUACAUCUCUUUCCAGGCUUUAUCUCACUGGAAAUCUUUUUAAUUCCACUAUACCUUCUUGGCUGUUCAACAUGAGCGGCCUUACAGAAAUUAAUCUAUAUAGUUCAUCUCUAAUAGGUCAAGUUCCUUCUAUGUCUGGGAGAUGGAACCUCUGCAAGCUUCGGAGUCUUGUCCUAUCAUCUAAUUAUCUAACUGGUGAUAUAACAGAAAUGAUUGAGGCCAUGUCUUGCAGCAACCUAAGUUUGGGGUUGUUGGAUUUGAGUCAAAAUCAACUAAGUGGGAAAUUGCCCCGUUCUUUGGGGAUGUUUAACAAACUGUUUAGUGUUGACCUGUCAAGAAACUCAAUGAACUCGCACUCAGGUAUCUCAGGUCCUAUACCAGCAUCUAUAGGAAACUUAUCAAAACUAGGUGCCCUGAACUUGGAAGGCAACAUGAUGAAUGGGACAAUUCCAGAAAGUAUUGGUCAACUAACCAAUUUGUAUUCUCUACACCUACUUGGUAAUUAUUGGGAAGGUAUAAUGACAAAUAUUCAUUUCAAUCUCACAAAGCUAGUCAGUUUCACUGUGUCAUCUAAAAAUAACAAACUUUCUUUGAAAGUGACAAAUGAUUGGGUUCCCCCUUUUAAGUAUUUGAGUCGUAUCGAAAUUCACAGUUGUAAUGUUGGCCCAGCAUUUCCUAAUUGGCUCAGAUUCCAAAUCCAAUUGGAUGAGAUAGUCCUAGAAAAUGCUGGAAUUUCUGGGGAUAUACCCUAUUGGCUUUACAAUAAAUCUUCCCAAAUUGAGCAUCUAAAUCUUUCUCAUAACAAAAUAAGUGGUUACCUUCCCAGAGAAAUGAAUUUCACUUCCUCAAAUUUUCCUACAGUUGACCUUUCUCAUAACCUGUUGAAGGGCUCAAUCCAGAUUUGGUCUAAUGUGAGCAGUCUCUACCUAAGAAACAACUCGCUGUCUGAAAUAUUACCUACCAAUAUUGGCAAAGAUAUGUCACAUUUGUUGGACUUGGAUCUCUCAAAUAACUGCCUGAAUGGGAGCAUCCCCUUAUCCUUAAAUAAGAUUAAAAAAUUGACUUAUCUUGAUCUAUCCAACAAUUAUUUGACAGGGGAAAUUCCUGAGUUUUGGAUGGGUAUACAGAGCUUAAGCAUCAUUGAUCUAUCCAACAACAUGUUGGAAGGUGGAAUUCCAACUUCAAUAUGCUCAUUACCUUUACUUUUUAUCCUAGAAUUGAGCAACAACAAUCUCACUGCAGAUUUGUCUUCAACCUUUCAAAACUGUACUCAGCUAAAGACACUCUCGCUAAAAUACAACAGGUUUUUUGGGUCUAUGCCAAACGAGAUAGCCAACAACAUUCCUAUGCUUUCAGAGUUAUUAUUGCAAGGAAACUCAUUCACAGGAAGCAUUCCUGAAGAGCUAUGUCAUCUACCUUUCCUCCAUUUGUUGGAUCUUGCAGAAAACAGCAUCUCCGGAUCAAUACCAACAUGUUUGGGUGAUGUGAAGGGUUUCAAACUGCCACAAACGUACUUUAUUUAUUUAAUGUAUUCAUUAACCCUUCAAGGACGUGUGCGGUACACGAGGCACAUAGAAUUGGUCCUAAAAGGAAGACUAAUGGAAUACACGAAAUAA